Molecule: messenger RNA, 384 nt
Organism: Knipowitschia caucasica
Lineage: Eukaryota; Metazoa; Chordata; Actinopteri; Gobiiformes; Gobiidae
Source: the annotation of a GenBank genome assembly
AUGCUACUUCCAGCCUCUGCUACAGCCUACGCCACAGCCUACGCUACAGCCUACGCUACAGCCUCCGCUACAGCCUCCGCUACAGCCUACGCCACAGCCUCCGCUACAGCCUCCGCCACAGCCUAUGCUAGAGCCUCCGCUACAGCCUACGCUAGAGCCUCCGCUACAGCCUACGCUAGAGCCUCCGCUAGAGCCUCCGCUACAGCCUCCGCUACAGCCUCCGCUAGAGCCUCCGCUAGAGCCUACGCUAGAGCCUCCGCUAGAGCCUACGCUAGAGCCUCCGCUAGAGCCUCCGCUACAGCCUCCGCUACAGCCUCCGCUACAGCCUACGCCACAGCCUCCGCUACAGCCUCCGCUAGAGCCUCAAUUUUGGGCCACACUUAA